Molecule: messenger RNA, 1632 nt
Organism: Loxodonta africana (African savanna elephant)
Lineage: Eukaryota; Metazoa; Chordata; Mammalia; Proboscidea; Elephantidae
Gene: DEFB119
Product: defensin beta 119
Exons: 2
Coding region: 100-342 (80 amino acids)
Biological process (GO): defense response to Gram-positive bacterium; antifungal innate immune response; defense response to Gram-negative bacterium
Molecular function (GO): lipopolysaccharide binding
Source: RefSeq, a predicted model, not a curated record
ACAGCCGGGCCAAUAAAAGCAAGGCUCACUCCUGCUGCCGAGAACACUAUCCCCAUCCCCUACAGCACAGCCAGCUCCUUCUCCAGGGACCUGCCUGCCAUGAAGCUUCUUUUUCUGUUUCUUGCCAUCCUUCUGGCCAUGGAACCAGUGGUGUCAGGCAGACGUUACCCCCUUCCAUGCAUGGGUAACAAGGGAGUGUGCAGAACCUCUUGCAAAAAGGAUGAACAAGCCUACCUCUAUUGCAAAAAUUAUCAACCAUGCUGCCUCCAGUCCUACAUGAGAAUAAGCCUGGUUGGCGGAGAGGAAAACAGCGACUGGGCCCGAGGGAACCGCUGGCCGUAAAUAGCUGGAGUGCUGUUGAUCACCAUCCUCAACCCCUCUGGGAGCUCAGACCUGCUGUCAAUCUCCCUCAUUAAAAUUCAUGCACCUGCCCCUCUUGUCUGUCUUUCAUUCACUGGGGAUCAUGGGGAGCAGAGACCAGGUUUUUCAUGGAGAGAUAUCUGUUCCAUUCUGGAUGUAACCCCGUGAGAGAGAAGGCCGGAAAACUGGAGUGACACUUAGAGUGAGUAUAGACAAGCCAGUGAAGAUGGGGAGAGAAUAGACUUGAGCCCAGUGGGGGGGAGUUGAAGGGUUUGGGCAGGCACGUGAUGUUGUGCAGUGUAGGACUCAGAGGGAGAUUAGAACCAGUAAGUAGGAUGCAUGGAGUAGUGGGUAGAGGUCUUGUGGAAAAAUUUUGCUUAGUUCAUGAAAGAGCCUCAUAACCAAUAGAGCUGUUGUAAAGUGGAAUAAGCUGCCCUAUCAAGGUUUCAGGUUGGGAAGCUGCAGGUCUGUUUGGUGGUCAUUGUAAAAUGAAUUUGAAUGUUGGACGCCGCUGGCCUUGAUGAUCUUUAAGAUCCUUUGUUGUUGUUGUUAGAUGCCAUCAGGUUGGCUCUGACUCAUAGCAACCCUAUGUAUAACAGGUCCUUUAAUUCCUAAUAAUCUAGGAGUCUUGUGCUCCCAGUUACAAGCAACACUAACUUUUAAAUAUAAAAUUGUCACUUUACUUUUUAUGGCUCACCCACACUAAUAUCUAAUUUUUCUAUCCAUAUUUAGUUGCAAAUUUUGUUAAAAGCAAAGUAACCACACUUGCCAAUUAUAUUUCUUUACUUCUCUGCCUCUCCUUAACUUGUUGUAACUUGCCUUUGUGCUUUUCAUUCUAUUGAACUGGCUCUGGCCAAGACUGCCAGUAGACCUCCUUUUUCAAAGUCUCAUGGAUCUUGCUCAACUUUUAUCUCCCUCUGCUUCUCUGUAGUAUUUCCAUCAUAGUUCAUUCCCUCCUUGAAAGCCUGAACUUCCAUGGCUUCUGUGACUUUGUUCUUUCUUUGUUUUCCUCCUAAAUCUGAGCUUCUCCUUCUGCGUUGUUUGGGGUUCCUCUUCUGUCAGUUGCAUCAUUACAUUCUUUUGGGUUUCUCUUCUCUUUUGAGAAUAAAGACUCUCCACAUUCCUAGGAAAAAGCUGACAAUUCUGUAGCCAUGAUAACAAGUAAAUACCUAUUCCCUCUCCCUUGCCAAGUGUUUUCAAGGAAAAUUGCCUAGUCUUGAACCUUGGUAUUCAGUGUAGAGAAAAAAAAUCACCACUGAGAAUUUACAACUU